CACCAACAGAUCUGCCUUCAUCUUUACGCUUAUUGGUGCUGCAUCAUCAGUCUUCAUUGUGUUCUCUUUUUCACUUUACUCAUCAUCAGCAUCCUUUCUUUAAUCGUCCUCACCCCUUUCUUUCCUUGCUUAUUUAUUUCUAACGCAACUCCAACCUAACCAAUCAACUAUCAUGACUGCCUCUGCUGCCGAUACACCUAACACCGUUUGGGAUACAAAAACCCAACAAUUUCAUGGAGGACAGGAUUGGAAGUUUCUCAGCAAUUUUGUUGAAGACUUCUCUGUUACCACCAACUGCCUUGGCACUCCUGUCAAGGCUCUUCAAGCAGCUCGUGAUGCGAUCGCAACUUGUCACCAUUAUCCUCCUGCUAACCAAGAGCCCGCCAAGUCCUCUCUAGCUGAAUGGAUCUGGCCUGAGCACUGGGAGGCGAACAGAGAGCGUCUGUUGCUCGGUAAUGGUGCCUCUGAGUUAAUUGACCUCGUCAUUCGUUCAGCGCCCCAAGGAUCAUGGAAAGCUGGCCCAUGGGAUGUUCAGUACAAGGAAUACCAGCGAUCUGCUGAGACCAAUGGCCGUGACAUUCUCUCGCCUAAAGGCGAAGACAAGGCUAACGUCGUGUGCAUUGUCAACCCUUGCAAUCCUACUGGAGACUACAAAUCGAUUGAGGAGCUCAAGUCAUGGAUCUUGAACAAUGUUCAGGACAAUGGCGUUGUUGUUAUUGAUGAAUCGAUGCAAAUUUGGGUCGGACCCAACUUCCGUGAAGAUUCCAUGACAGCUCAGACCGAGUUCUUAGAAAAAACUUUCAAGGAGCGUAACAUCUCCAUCUAUGUAAUUCACUCUUGGACAAAGAUUUGGUCAUGCACUGGUCUUCGCCUAGGUUCUAUUGUGUGUCCUACUGUGGCUCAUUGUGUCGAGCUGAAGCGUAUUCAGGUUCCCUGGAGCGUCAACAGUCCAGCACUGGCGUUUUUGGAUGAGGUUGUCCGCGAUACUGAAUAUUUGGAAGAGACAUGGAGAGUGACACCGAUCUACCGUGCUCAGCUGAUUGAGCGUCUUAAGUCGCUUGCUAACGGUCGUUCUUGGGAAUAUUUUGGCAAGCCUUACCUCAGCUGGGUGUGGGCUGAUCUCAAGGAUGUUCAAACGGCCGAGAAGGCCGUAGCUUUGGCAAAACAAGCCGGCGUUCCUGUCCGUAGUGGCAAGCCAGGAUAUGAACGUCCAACGUUUGUGCGUAUUGCAGUUCGUGAGCCUAGUCAGGUCGAUGUUCUCCUCACAGCUUGGAAAGAUCUUUAAAAAAAAAAAAAAAAA
This is a messenger RNA of Lobosporangium transversale, 1300 nucleotides long. RefSeq names its product pyridoxal phosphate-dependent transferase. Gene Ontology annotation, molecular function: pyridoxal phosphate binding. The record is from RefSeq and is a predicted model, not a curated record. Lineage: Eukaryota; Fungi; Mortierellomycota; Mortierellomycetes; Mortierellales; Mortierellaceae. The coding region runs from base 173 to 1285 and encodes 370 amino acids. The transcript is spliced from 4 exons. Gene Ontology annotation, biological process: biosynthetic process.